AAUGAUAGGAGGGGGAACCUAUUGAAAAGGAGAAGAAGGGUAGAGAGGUUGAAAGAGAAAAAUCAGGACAGGGAGAUGUGAAAUAGGCAGAAAAAUCAGAUAUGAGGGUGAAAUAAGGACAGGCUGCAAGUAAGGAGUAAUGAGGGGAUAGGGAGAAGGAAAACAGGAUAAUAAAUACCAGGGUAAAAAAUGUGGUGAUAAAUAUUAAUAGAAUAGAGAAGGAUAAAGGGAAGAAAUUUCCCGCAUCUCCUCUGCACUCCUAGCAUUAAAUCAGCUGCAAUGAAGGAUCUCUCAGUUGCCAAGCACCAAUCACAGGUCUGUCAGUAUCCCUGCCUGGCUUUGAUUGGCUGAAAUGUAAAGCCCCAUGGGACAGAGGGAGUGAGAGAGAAUAAAUGAAGAAAAAGCCCCCCUUCCUCUAGCCCAGCUGUGUGACUAGGUUAGCAGCAGCAGAACCAUCACUUUAUCACACACAAGUACUAUAGUAUUAAUUAUACUCAUAUAGCACAACACAGAUAUACAUUUAAUCUAUAUGCAAUAUUCUCUCACAUUCCAAGCCCACCUGUGUAUACCAUACAUGCAGGAUUUCAGCUACCCACACACAUUAUAUAUAUUGUCUCACUUUAAAGAAGACACAUACUGACAAAGCUAAGGGACACACAAGUCACACACAUAAGCAUCAUCAUCUGCAGUCUCCAGCAUGGCUACCCCAACUGAAAGAAGCGACAAAGCCAGCAUAUAUGGGGACAAAAACCCCUUUGUUUACGAUUAUGACACCGUUAGAAUGACUGGACUUAUCCUAGCUAUAGUCAUGUUCGUUUUGGGCAUUGUCAUCGCUCUGAGUAACAAAUUUAAAUGCAAACAAAGGAACGCAAAUGGGUCUCAUUCAGAUGGAAGGCAGCCUCUGCAAACUCAGACUCCAUCAGGAAGUGUAUAGCUCAUCUUUCUCUGAUCCUUGACUUUUGCUGCUGGAUUCUGUCUCUGGAUGCCAAUGAAGUAUUAAGGGAAGGGAUGGAAGGAACCUGUCCCCUCCACACAACGUCCCAAAUAAUGUGUUACAUGCAUGUGCGACUUCUCCCUGCGUGAACCCAUCUCCUACAUGCACACAGAGCUUCCAUCUUUGUUUCCAAAGGGUUGACUCAGAGAGACACAUAUCCUAACUACCUUCCAAAAUACAGAGACAGAGAUUCAGAAGGAAAACAUGAACAGCACCACAGAGAGAUGCAGAGGAACAGAAAGACAGGAGAGUGAGAAUGCGCACACCAGAGGCAGCGAGUAUAGGCAGAAUGCAUGCACCAAACCAUUGAUGUAGGACAUGUUCUGUGAAGGCCCCAAAAUACUUUCAAAGUAACACAGCAAACAAUAUAUUUUGUGGAAACCAUCUAGUAAAGUAAAACACAUUUCUUCUCUAUGUACAAGCUGCCUGCAACUUGAUAUCUAUCCCAGCUUCUUAUGAAAGUCCACAAGAACUUCAACAGUUACAUACAACCUCCAUUUGGUUAAUUCCAGAUGUGAAACCUUAAUAGAUUUAGAUUAGAACAUCCCUCAAGAAUUCAGUCCAAAACCCUUUUCUAAAUGUCUAGUACAGCGACAUAAGCUCUGUGCAUUUGGGUGGUCUCCAAGCAACAUUCUUUAGUCUGCAGGUUUAGGGGUCCCCAGAUUUAAUUUCCAUAUCUCCUCUACAAAUCUCUCUUUUACUGAAUGAGUUGAAGCCAAGGCUGGUGGAUAGUGGAAACACAUCCCCUUUUAACUAUUUGUAUAUAGCAUGUGACAGAAUUAUAUAUAUAUAGAGAUAUAAAUAUAUGGGACAGAUCUAUAUAGAGUAUAAUAGCACGGAAAAUAUUUAAUUGGGUUUUCUUGCUCUCCAUCCCUUAAAGCGACAAUAAAAUUUGAUUUAUUAUA
Messenger RNA from Bombina bombina (fire-bellied toad), 1899 nucleotides. It is a transcript of the gene FXYD7, whose product is annotated as FXYD domain containing ion transport regulator 7. The record is from RefSeq and is a predicted model, not a curated record. Gene Ontology annotation, cellular component: membrane. NCBI's taxonomy places the organism in Eukaryota, Metazoa, Chordata, Amphibia, Anura, Bombinatoridae. The coding region runs from base 698 to 934 and encodes 78 amino acids. The transcript has 6 exons. Gene Ontology annotation, molecular function: sodium channel regulator activity. Gene Ontology annotation, biological process: regulation of sodium ion transmembrane transporter activity.